Besnoitia besnoiti is the source of this 1344-nucleotide messenger RNA. RefSeq lists its product as uncharacterized. Lineage: Eukaryota; Apicomplexa; Conoidasida; Eucoccidiorida; Sarcocystidae. The record is from RefSeq and is a predicted model, not a curated record. The transcript has a single exon. The coding region runs from base 1 to 1344 and encodes 447 amino acids.
AUGGCGUCGCGGCCCUCUGUGAGUGCGUCUAGUGACGCAGCGUGUCCGUCUCGUUCCGAGCCGCUUUUGUUUACCACUUCGAAGGUAGUUGGAGCGCCCCGCUCUGUCCGUGAGGGAGCAGGUGGCAGCCGCCGCGCCUCUGCUGAGGACAAGCGUCAGAGUUCACGGCAGCCAUGGGGAGAAAAGCCGCAUAGGGAUCGAGGGCGAAGCUCAGCAAGGGAAGAUUACGAACCAGGUCACCAGCCUGUGUCAGAAGCGGGGUCGCUUCACAUUCCCGAGGGGUUUUCGAGGUCCACUCAGCUAAUGAAACUGAGGAACGGUCAUUACCGCCGUAUUUGUCGUACAGAUCGCAACGGCAAUGACAGUGCUCCGUGCGCGAGUGAAAAGACGGCUCGCGCCAUGGCGCCACUCGGAGAUUGUACCUGCUGUGGGGUAGAAGAUCCUUCGCAGCCAAGUCACCGCGAAAGAAUCUGCGUGAACUGUGUGAGACUAGAGGCCAAGCUGAGGGAUAUGGGGGAUCGCAGAGAAGCAUCCUCUUGCAAGAAACGCGCCGAAGAGGACCUAGACAUGAUCAGUCGCUUGAGGACAAAGGUCGAGGAGCUGCAGGAUGCUCUUCGGACGGCAGAUAAUCGGAUCACAACACAGCGCCAGGUUGAGCAGGAACAACUGCAUACCAUCUGGGAGCUGAAACGGAAACUGAGUGAGACUGCCAAACACCAGUGCGAGAACACGGAGGUUAGCAAGCGUGAGCACGCGAACCAUGAGGUUGACAAUCGUCAGCACGUGAAUAGUGAAAUUGCGCUGCAGGCCCCCACAAUGGAAGACGUGGGUAUACAGACCAAAAAGGUGGGAGUCGCCAUCUUGAGGUGCCCUCAACUCAGAGACGGCAUCUUUGUUCAAGUUUUGAUCGGCGAGGAACGCAAAGUCAUGGCUCUCAGGGUUGACUAUCAAGUGCGUCUGCUCGUACUAGCUAGGCGAGCUCUCUUGAAGUUCAUUCCUGUGCUUGCGCUCGUUCGCAUUGUGACAGCCCCUAAAGACGUGCGCCGGUUGCUGGCUGACGAGGGAGUGCACAGAAAAAACGUGACAGACGAAGAACUCACUCGCGUUGCCGCUUUGUUUGUCACGACAGCCAAAACGGCUCUGCCUCUGAUGAUUUUGCUGUCAACGGGGAAGCUCAGGGACCGCCUUGUUUUGCAUUUAACUCAGUUGCGGUUCUCAGCGGAGCUGGAACGUGGUCACGUCUCAGGCAAGACUUUCCAGGGCGAUCAUCUGAAGGAUGGCUGGCUGGACUUAUCCAGACAAAAGAAACAUCAAGCAGACGAAGAUAUCAAUAAACGGAACUAG